AUGGCUGCUCGUCAAGUUGUAAACGUUGCAAGGUCUGGUGUUCUUCAGAAAUUGGCUGUCGUUGAAUCGGCCAUCGGUGGCAAGGUUGCGUGUGAAAGCUAUGGCGGUGCAUCAGGGUACGGCAGUCCGUCUGGGUAUUCCAGCCCAUCUAGUUACGGCAGUCCAUCUAGUUUCGGCAGUCCAUCUAGUUUCGGCAGUCCAGCUGGUUUCGAUGGUCCACCUACUUUCGGCAAUCCAGCCAGUUUCGGCGGUCCAGGUGGUUUCUGUGGUCCACCUAAUUUCGGCGGUCAAUAUGGAUAUGGCAGCACACCUAGCAGAGGACCUGGCUAUAGUUCUGGCUUUGGAAGCGGUUUUGGUUCUGGCAGUGGAAGUGGUGAUGGGUCUGGCAAUGGAGGCUUCUAA
Messenger RNA from Bradysia coprophila, 402 nucleotides. Its product is annotated as keratin, type II cytoskeletal 3-like. The record is from RefSeq and is a predicted model, not a curated record. Lineage: Eukaryota; Metazoa; Arthropoda; Insecta; Diptera; Sciaridae.